GACGAAUUUUCCUGGUUGGCUGUACACAAGGAUUGCCUUUGACAACUAUUUUCAGUUUUUUAGUAAAAAAGUCAAGUUUGACAGCUCGCUCAAUGCAUUUUACAUUCAUUGAUCUGAAAAACUAAUUGUAAGAAAAUAAUGGCAAAACAACCAGGGAAAAUAUAUUUAGGCUAUGAAGAUGAAGCAGUUGUUGACAAAAAUCAAACAUUAUUGAACUACACUGUGAAUAAAAUCGGUGGACUGCCUGACUGGCCACCAAUAGAAAAUCUGCAGAUAUCUACAAAAUGCCCUCUUUGUGGGUUACACAGGCUGCUCAUUGUACAAUGCUAUGCGCCGCUCGAAAAUUCAGUUUAUCACCGUACUUUGUAUGUUUUCGCGUGUAUAAAUCCUAAUUGUUGGAUUCAGUCUGAAAGUUGGUUAUGUGUUCGAAGUCAGUACCAAGAUAAUUCUUCAAAGGAGUCAAAGGCAAUUGUUGCUAUACCCAGUGCUGAUACUAACCUGUCUUGGUGUCAAGGUGCUGAUGAGUGGGAUGAGAAUGACAAUGAUACUGCCAACGGGAAUGUUAUGAAUAUUGAUAACGCCCCAAGCCCCAACAAUGCCUUACAAAGGAAUUCGGAUGAAGAUGAGGAAAGCAAUUCAUAUGAAUUAGAAAAUGUGGAACAAGCUUUUGGCAAUCUUCAAGUAUUUGAUGCUCACAAUGCCAAUAUGUCACCAAUCCAAGGUGCCAUGGGUGCGAUUGGAGCACCUGUAGCUGCAGCAGAAUUGGAGGGAGGAGAUGAACCAGGGCUGGUUACCGUGGAUACGCCUACAGCACCCAACAAUGAUGUUGAGGCUUUGCUGCAGCAAACCUCGGAGCUGCCUCCUGACUUAAGAAGUCGACUGAUGUGUGGACCAUUACAAUUUGUGCCAAAAUUUAUAUAUGUUGAAGAAGAAUGGAAGAAAUCAUUGGGCAAUGAUGACAGGGCCAAUGAAUUGCUCAAUAAGUAUAAGAUGGAAAAUGAAAUAGAUGUAUGUGGAGGUGACCGUGCUGGGGCUGGCGGAGGAUCUGAUGACGAACCUUAUGAGGAAGCUGCUCCAUUACAUGGUGACAGAUUAUUUCAUGCCUUUUUAACUCGGCUGCGCAAUCAUCCUGGACAAAUACUAAGGUACUCGAGGGAUGAGCCUCCUAUACUUGGAGCUCCGUUGCCAAGCAACGCCAGUACUCCUGAGUCACCAUGUGUGCCAACUAUCUGCACGCGCUGCGGCGCAAGACUGUGCUGCGAAUUACAAUUAGUACCAGAGUUUGCUGAAACUCUUCGCAUAGUGCCCAUCAACGCGUCACUUUCACAUCUACACUUCCUUUCUGUCCUGAUAUUUACUUGCUCUCAAAGCUGCUGGCAAUCCUCCGAUACAUUUGUAAAAGAAUUUGUUGUCUUUCAACCAGAAGUUGUCUAAAAUUUUAAUUAAUUUAUUAAAACAUUGUUUUUGUUGCAUUUUGUUUGUAUGUUAGCAAUAUUUACAUUUAUAUUUUUGCUUACUUAUUAUAAUCUCGUCAACAUGUGGACACUUGAUUUUAGAAUAUUGUUACUGAUCUUGCAAUUUUAGAAAUACACAUUUCAAUAUUUUUGCUGUUUACUAUAAUUGUUGUGCUGUGAUGUUGAAAUUUCCACUAGGAUAUAAUAUGAAAAAACAUUAAGUUUAUAAUCGCUUUGGAAAAUCAAGAAUUAUUAUAUCGAAUUCUGCUUAUUGAAUUACAGAAAUCUUUAUUUAUUGUAUGUGUAUAUAUUCAAAGAUUUUAAGCCUGUAUUUUAAGAUUACAAUUUGUUAUAUUUUUUCAUUAUUCAUGUCUAUUUCACGUAAUCUUUUAUAAUUUCACAAAAAAUUACUUCAAAGAUAUCUUUAUAAUCUUUCUAUCCUAGCAUUUUUGUUAAUAAAAAGUAAUAGAAUUGAAUGUUAGUAGCAUAGAAAUAAUGUGUACUUAUCUCAUGGAUAAUUAUCCUUAAAUGUCCAUUAAUAACUGCCAGAUAGAGGUGAUAAAAGAGUGUUAUUAUAUAAGUAUAAUUAAAAAGUAUGCGCCUUGACUAUUAUAGGUCUUUAUUAUCAGCUGCUUAAGAGUUUAUUUAUUUUAAACUGUUUUGAUGGUUGUUGGAUACCUUUGUGGAAUUAUUUUAACCCAAAUCUAAUGAAGGGUUCUGCAAUAGUUUAUAAAACUCACCAAAUCGAUACCAGACUAUGUAUUGUUAAGUCUUUAUGAAAUGACAUUAUUUGUAUGUAUGAUAACAUAUAAUUUAUUUAUACUUAUUGCUGCAAUUAUAGUAUAAGAAAGUAGUGAUUUUGA
Helicoverpa armigera (cotton bollworm) is the source of this 2317-nucleotide messenger RNA. It is a transcript of the gene trus, whose product is annotated as programmed cell death protein 2-like. Bases 139 to 1434 code for a protein of 431 amino acids. The transcript has 8 exons. The record is from RefSeq and is a predicted model, not a curated record. Lineage: Eukaryota; Metazoa; Arthropoda; Insecta; Lepidoptera; Noctuidae. Gene Ontology annotation, biological process: apoptotic process. Gene Ontology annotation, cellular component: cytoplasm.